GGCGCGAGCCGUCCUCACCCGCGCCGCGGCAGGAGGAGAAGAUCGUCUUCGUCGUCGUCGUCGUCGUGGUGGUGGGAACCGUUCCCCGAGUUCCUGGGAUGCCGGGUCCAGCUUUAAGCAGACGAUUAACUCUCCUCCUUCCACAUCCCUUUGAGGACUGGACUUGGCACAUGCUCCACUCUAAUACAUAGUCACUAUGAAAGGCUUAUAUGUCCAGCGAGCUUCUUCAGAAGAUGAAGUGAAAUUUGUGUAUCAAGAACGGAAAAAUAUUCCUGUGGCAAGUGACAAUUAUGUGACACUUCAAGUUAAAGCCUGUGCUCUAAGCUGGAUAAAUGCAGAGCUUUUGUCAGAAAUAAAUCCGGAGGAGGAUUUUUUCCCUGUGGGGAGAGAAAUUGCAGGAAUAGUUUUGGAAGUUGGAAAUAAAGUAUCCUUCUUUCAACCAAAUGAUGAAGUGGUUGGAAUUUUACCGAUGGAUUCUGAAGAAUCUGGCCUUUGUGAAGUGAUCAGAGUUCACGAGCAUUACUUGGUUCAUAAGCCAGAAAAAGUCACUUGGGUCGAAGCAGCGGGAACGAUCCGUGAUGGAGUUCGUGCCUAUACAGCUCUGCAUUAUCUUUCUCAUAUUUCUCCUGGAAAAUCAGUGCUGAUAAUGGACGGAGCCAGUUCGCUUGGUAUAAUAGCUAUUCAGUUAGCACACCAUAGAGGAGCUAAAGUUAUUUCUACAGCAUACAGUCCAGAAGACAAAGAGUACCUUGAAAAGCUGAGGCCAACUGUUGGUGUGAAACAGCCUUUGGUAGCUCGAGUGAUAGAUGUGUCUAACGGGAAGGUUGCCGUUGCUGAAAGCUGUUUGGAAGAGACGGGCGGCCUGGGAGUCGAUAUCGUUCUAGAUGCUGGCGUGAGACUGUAUAGUAAAGAAGAUGAGUCACCUUCAAAGUUACAACUACUUCCACACAAGCAUGAUAUCAUCCUGCUUUUGAGUGUCGGUGGGCACUGGAUCACCUCAGAAAAAAACCUUCAGUUGGACCCUCCAGACAGCAACUGCCUGUUCCUCAAGGGAGCCUCCAUCUCUUUCCUCAAUGACGAAGUGUGGAACUUGUCAAAUGUGCAGCAGGGCAAGUAUCUUUGUAUCUUAAAAGAUGUAAUGGAAAACUUAUCAAAUGGCAUCUUCAGCUUUAACCAGAUAGAUCUUGAAUUUCAGAUAGACCGUCGGAUGCUUCCAAAUGGGAAACAGCGUCAUAUAGCACAGAGCCCCCUCUCGCCUGAAAUAAUUUUGCUGAAUGAUUUUUCAAAAAUAAAAGAGAUAAUACUAUGAGUUAAAUGUCAUCACACUUUUUUUUUCUGUAAACUCUGGAGUCUCUCUUUAGAAUUUCAAGUAGAAACGUCUUUAAAUGCUGCAUGGUGAGUGUUCCCUUGAUGCCCAGGGGCUGUGAGCCACAACUGCCUCUUCGAACUGUUCUAAACCCGACAGUAACUGAGCACCUUCUGAGCACAGUGGAUGGUGCGUAGUUCUUAGGAAGUACAAUAAAUGCCCAAUCCAUGCCCUCAAAAAGAGCUUACACUUUAAAUCUGGUUUUCGUUGCCUGCCCAGCUUCAGAACAGCACUACCAGAACUCUGUCUUAACACGAGGGUCAAAGAGAGUCGGUGGCAUCUCUGCUGGAGGAGAGGGAUGGUGAAGAUACUCCAGCCGCCUCCGUCUCCUCUGCCAGUGCUAGACCCAGGGCAUUCGCCUCGCUUGCUCUCUCCCUUCCCCUACCUCCAGACUUACAGCCGUGGGGAUUACAAAGGAGAAAUUAACCUCAAAGAAUUUACCGUAGGAUGGGGACCACCACUUUCUAAAAUACAUGCCAUCAUUAGUUGCUCAGCAGUUACCUUUUUGGACGGGUCGGGUGUGCUAUCAGUCGUGAACCGGAACGAUGCUGCUUUCCAGGCUUGUGAAGCUUAGAGGAUAGGAAAAAGUGGCCAACAUUCCUAAAGAGAAUACUGCCUUCUUUCCCUCAACAUUUUAGAUGGUAAGAGACUAGGAAAAGGGCACCAUCUCUUUUCCCUUUUGUCUCACGGCAUUGUUUCUAGUAAUUCAAAAAGAUCUUUAGAAUUUUCUUUUUGUCUGGGAAUUACUUUGCAUUUGCUCUGGUAGACUAAGCUCCUUGAGGGCAGGGAUUGUCCCUUCUGUCUUGCACUUAAUACAGUGUCUGCGCACAGUAGGUGCUCAGUAAAUACUACUGACUGAUUUCUGUUCAGAAAAGUCAACAGCUUGACUAAUGUGAAUAUUUUUCUGUUGUCCUUGGUCUACAGACUAGAUUAUUUUCAUUAAUCUUUUUUCU
Messenger RNA from Ornithorhynchus anatinus (platypus), 2319 nucleotides. It is a transcript of the gene CRYZL1, whose product is annotated as crystallin zeta like 1. Bases 197 to 1309 code for a protein of 370 amino acids. The transcript is spliced from 15 exons. NCBI's taxonomy places the organism in Eukaryota, Metazoa, Chordata, Mammalia, Monotremata, Ornithorhynchidae. Gene Ontology annotation, molecular function: oxidoreductase activity. The record is from RefSeq and is a predicted model, not a curated record.